Molecule: messenger RNA, 3590 nt
Organism: Pipistrellus kuhlii (Kuhl's pipistrelle)
Lineage: Eukaryota; Metazoa; Chordata; Mammalia; Chiroptera; Vespertilionidae
Gene: ZC3H12B
Product: zinc finger CCCH-type containing 12B
Exons: 9
Coding region: 1083-3590 (835 amino acids)
Cellular component (GO): nucleus; cytoplasmic ribonucleoprotein granule
Molecular function (GO): metal ion binding; RNA endonuclease activity; mRNA binding
Source: RefSeq, a predicted model, not a curated record
GCCGCGGCUCUAAAGGCGCUGGGCUGUGUGUAGGCAGCAGCGCCAGAGGAGGAGGAGCACGAGGAUGCAGCUGUGACCGUGGACCCAGAGGGAGCGCCACCGCUGCUCUGUGACCGCGGGGUCUGAGGGACUGGCAUCAGGCCUGGGGGUCCCGUCGCUGAGCGGAGCGGCGGCGGCGGUCCCGCCCGAGCUUGGGCCUAGCACUCUGGGAGGGUCCGGGCCACUGGGCGAGGGCCUCCCGUCUUUGGCUUCCCUCACCCUACCAAGUCGAUGGUGGUGAAGUUGGCGGCGCUAGGGAGCGCAAGGCACCAGACUCCUCUUGGUGGGCUUCUCUGGCCCGCGCUCACCGACAUCUGCGCCGCCGCCUCCUCUCGUCCGCUAAGACCACCCCUGGCGGCGGGCGGGGGAGGUGCUCCCCCUGCUGGGGCUGAGUCCAAGAGGGCCACGACGGGGACCAUAGAAGAGUUGGGAUUCUGGAUUCUUGGACAUUUCUGCCUCAACAACAGAGAAUAAAAUCCAUGAUGUGAUGGAUAAGCUACAGAAGAAAGAAAUACAGAUGUGGACCACAGGCCUUCAAAAAAUAUUGAGUUUGCUGAGGAGCUGUGCCAGAAGUUGGAAAUAUCUAAGUUGUUAAGAAACCCACUAUGGAAUAAAGCAAUACUGCUUCUCAAUUACCCAUGCUGCAUGAAGCAAGCAUUCUGCUCUUUUGGAGAUUGUGAAGAUUACCAGCUUCCAACAGCUACAAGAAAAGAGACAGGGUAUAAGAAUUUCUACUCCAAAGCAUCCCAUCCCAUAAGUGUGAAAGGAAGUUUGACAAGGAGUAUGGACUGCAGUGACCCAUGGGAACUGUGUCCGUAUCUAGCUUCUCAACCUGAGCUUUUGUAUUCCUGGAGAAGUUUACCCUAAGGAUGUUCUGAACGACAGUAGAGGUACUGGUAACAUCUGAACAUACCAAACCAAACAGACAAACUCUUGCACCACCACUACCACCACACUGUACCACAAAGAAAUGCCACUAUACAUGGUUUCCAAGCAGUCUAAAAAUAAAAAGAGUUGAUUAGAUCUCAGACCUUCUAAACGGGAUGACGGCCACUGCUGCAGUGGAAACACCAAAAAUGAAGAAGAGUGCCUCCAAAGAAGAGAAGCAGCCACCUAACCAAGACAGCACAGAACAGGGCAAUGCUGAUUCUGAAGAGUGGAUGAGCUCUGAAAGCGACCCUGAACAGAUGAGCCUUAAGAACAGCAAUAGCAGUGACAAUAGCUGUCAACCUGGAGUUGUUCAGUUGAAGAAAAAGGAGAUUCCCUCCAAGCCACACCGCCAGCUCUGUAGAUCACCCUGCCUAGAUUGCCCAAGCUUCUCCCAGAGCAGCAUUCUACAGGAUGGGAAGAUUGACUUGGAAAAAGAAUACCAAGCCAAGGUGGAUUUUGCUCUAAAGCUGGGCUAUGCGGAGGAACAGAUUCAAUCAGUGCUGAACAAGCUGGGCCCAGAAUCACUUAUUAAUGAUGUAUUGGCAGAGCUUGUCAGACUUGGGAACAAAGGUGAUUCGGAAGGACAGGUCAACUUGAGUCUGUUAGUGCCUCGGGGGCCCAGCUCCAGAGAGAUUGCAAGCCCUGAACUGUCUCUUGAAAUUGACAUAGACAGCAGUGACAAUUUGAGGCCAAUUGUCAUUGAUGGAAGUAAUGUGGCAAUGAGCCAUGGGAAUAAAGAAGAGUUCUCUUGCAGAGGAAUACAACUAGCUGUGGAUUGGUUUCUAGAUAAAGGCCAUAAAGAUAUUACUGUAUUUGUGCCUGCAUGGAGAAAGGAGCAAUCCCGACCUGAUGCACCAAUUUCAGAUCAAGAUAUCCUACGAAAACUGGAGAAGGAGAAGAUUCUUGUCUUCACACCAUCCCGAAGGGUCCAAGGCAGGAGAGUUGUCUGCUACGAUGACCGAUUCAUAGUCAAACUGGCUUUUGAUUCCGAUGGCAUCAUUGUAUCCAAUGAUAACUAUCGAGACCUUCAAGUUGAAAAGCCAGAAUGGAAGAAGUUUAUAGAAGAGCGAUUGCUGAUGUAUUCUUUUGUGAAUGACAAAUUUAUGCCUCCAGAUGAUCCUUUAGGGCGCCAUGGCCCAAGCCUUGAAAAUUUCUUAAGAAAGAGACCUGUUGUUCCUGAACACAAGAAGCAACCAUGCCCUUAUGGCAAAAAAUGCACCUACGGCCACAAGUGCAAAUACUACCAUCCGGAGCGGGCCAACCAACCCCAGCGUUCGGUGGCUGAUGAGCUCCGCAUCAGUGCCAAACUAUCCACAGUGAAAACUAUGAGCGAAGGCACCCUGGCCAAAUGUGGUACAGGGUUGUCUAGUGCCAAAAGUGAGAUAACCUCAGAAGUCAAGCGUGUGGCCCCUAAGCGCCAAUCAGAUCCCAGCAUCCGAUCGGUGGCUGUGGAACCUGAGGAAUGGCUGUCCAUUUCCCGUAAGCCUGAGGCCAGUUCUGUACCCUCACUUGUGACCGCCCUAAGUGUCCCCACAAUCCCACCUCCCAAAAGCCAUGCAGUGGGUGCACUCAACACUCGUUCGGCCAGUAGCCCAGUGCCAGGAUCCUCUCAUUUCCCCCACCAGAAGUCUUCACUGGAGCAUAUGGCCAGCAUGCAGUACCCCCCAAUCCUGGUUACCAACAGCCAUGGGACCCCUAUUAGUUAUGCCGAGCAAUACCCAAAGUAUGAGUCCUUGGGGGACCAUGGCUACUAUUCAAUGUUAGGUGACUUCUCCAAAAUGAACAUCAACAGCAUGCAUAAUCGAGAGUACUACAUGGCUGAAGCAGACUCGGGGAUGUAUGCCAGGAAUCCCAACCUCUGUCCAGACAGCCGUAUGAGCCAUACCAGGAAUGACAACUAUUCCUCUUACAACAACCUGUACUUGGCUGAUGCCCAUCCUGAGGGCAGUUUGAAGCUGCAUCGCUCAGCAUCUCAAAACCGUCUUCAGCCUUUUUCUCAUGGUUACCAUGAAGCCUUAAUGCGAGUGCAGAGCUAUGGCCCAGAGGAUUCUAAGCAAGCCCCCCACAAGCAGUCGGUCCCCCACUUGGUUCUGCAUGCCCAGCACCCAGCAACUGGAGCACGAUCUAGCUGUCCUGGAGACUACUCCAUGCCUCAUAAUAUCCAUCCUGGGGCAACCUCCCAGCCAGGACGUGCCCUGGUGAUGACUCGGAUGGACAGCAUUUCUGACUCACGCCUCUAUGAGAGCAACCCCAUGAGGCAAAGACGACCUCCUCUGUGCCGGGAACAACAUGCCAGCUGGGACCCACUGCCUUGUACAACUGACUCUUAUGGCUACCAUUCCUAUCCCUUGAGUAACAACCUCAUGCAGCCAUGCUAUGAACCAGUGAUGGUACGGAGCGUGCCUGAAAAGAUGGAGCAGCUUUGGAGGAAUCCUUGGGUUGGAAUGUGCAAUGAUUCCAGGGAGCAUAUGAUCCCAGAGCACCAGUAUCAGACCUACAAGAACCUCUGCAAUAUUUUCCCUUCCAACGUCGUUCUUGCAGUGAUGGAGAAGAAUCCUCAUACAGCAGAUGCCCAGCAGCUGGCAGCCUUGAUUGUUUCUAAGCUUAGGGCUGCACGUUGA